Molecule: messenger RNA, 1797 nt
Organism: Manis javanica (Malayan pangolin)
Lineage: Eukaryota; Metazoa; Chordata; Mammalia; Pholidota; Manidae
Source: RefSeq, a predicted model, not a curated record
AUGCAUCAGUUUGUUCAUUUUUCUUCAUAUGGCUAUUGUUUUUAUCUAGGUGACAAAGGGGAAAAGGGUUUGCCUGGGAUAGCCGGAGGAAAGGGCAAAGCAGGUACUGUAUGUGAUUGUGGAAGAUACCGGAAAGUUGUGGGACAACUGGACAUUAGUGUUGCUCGGCUUAAGACAUCUAUGAAGUUCAUCAAGAAUGUCAUAGCAGGGAUUAGGGAAACUGAAGAGAAAUUCUACUACAUCGUGCAGGAGGAGAAGAACUACCGGGAAUCCCUGACCCACUGCCGGAUCCGGGGGGGCAUGUUAGCCAUGCCAAAGGACGAGGCUGCCAACACCCUCAUCGCUGACUACGUGGCCAAGAGCGGCUUCUUCCGGGUGUUCAUCGGGGUGAAUGAUCUGGAGAAGGAGGGGCAGUACGUGUUCACGGACAACACUCCACUGCAGAACUACAGCAACUGGAAGGAGGGGGAGCCCAGCGACCCCUUUGGUCACGAGGACUGUGUGGAAAUGCUGAGCUCCGGCAGGUGGAAUGACACCGAGUGCCAUCUUACCAUGUACUUUGUCUGUGAGUUUGUCAAGAAGAAAAAGUAACUUCUCUCAUGCUACCCAUGUGUUGUUUCCCUGUGACUACCGUUGCAGUUAUUUUUAUCCAUCUUUUCUUCCUAAUUACACCUCUUACAUGCGUUCUAAAUCCAGUAGUAAAUCUAAACUGAGGUUUGGAAUCUCCAUCGCCAUGGUCUUCUGUGACGAUUAUGAACAUUUCGUGUAAGGCAUAUUAUUGAACCAAUAGCUCCCCAGGGUCCCAAAAAGAGAGUUUGAAUUGCUUAUGGUGCAGGAGGUGGUUGUCUGUGGCUCAAAUGGAAUGUUCGCUUGGCAUUUGCUCUGCCACCUCUCCUUCAAGCCCUAAAACUCUCCUUUAAGCUUCUUAAGCUCAUGGAUAAUCGGACAGUUGGUUGGUGAUUAGGCUAACCUGCUAAGCUGCCCUUGUUCAAAGCCAGACAUACGGGAAGGCUGCUGUCAGGAAUGCCAAGAUAUUACCUGUCUUUGAGCCCAAGAUCCCCUUUUCUUUGACCAGCAUCUGCCAUGACCAUAGCCACACUCACAAGGUCCUCCUGUUUGCACAGACACAGAAAUACUUCAACCCCAAGCCUCCAUAGGAGGAACUUCUAGCCCAGGGACCUGUCCAGACCAUAUGGAAUCAUACAGACAGCUUUUGUGCUUCUGAUAGACAGUCUUUACUAAGGUACACCAAGCAGCUGCCUUGGAGCCCUUUCUGUAAGCCCACAACUUAAUCACAGGUCCCCAGAUAGUAACUCUCUGAUAUGAGGAAAAGAGAACUUAAGAACUUGAAAUUUUUAAAAAUGAAAGGGUUUGUUCCGAAACAAUAUUAUUUAUAAUUCUACUGCUAAAUGUCCCCUGCUAUUAAUAUGGCUCCAUUUUUUCUUGUCUCAUGUUUAUCCAUAUGAACUUUCCUCCCCUUAGGUAUGGGGAAUGAAGGAAAGGGUUUGUGAAGCCUUCAGAAAAUUCCCAAAGCUUCAAGGUGCUAGCAACGUAAAGUCUCUAAAUCCCCUCUUCCUUGCAUCUAAUAAAUCACGCAUGGUGACGUUUCGUGGAAGGCCCUUUACUCUCCAUAAAUGUAUAAUGUAAGAGAUGCUCUGUCCAGUACUCUGACAUCACAGGAAUAUGUCAGGCAUGGAGUUUGGAACAUACCUAGGACUCACAUAUGCCAAGCUGGUAAAAUUCCACUUUAAACUGCAGAUCAAAACUCAAAGCAGCUUUCAUUUGAAAUCUUAAAAU